Molecule: messenger RNA, 201 nt
Organism: Blumeria graminis f. sp. triticale
Lineage: Eukaryota; Fungi; Ascomycota; Leotiomycetes; Helotiales; Erysiphaceae
Source: the annotation of a GenBank genome assembly
AUGCAGGAAAACGUGGGGAGUAGCGCAAACGCGCAUAGUAUUGUGCUUAAGCUUGCACAGGGCAAUGAAAUUGACAUCUUUUUAGAUGGAGAGCCUUGGACUCCAAGAGACCUCCCUGAAAGGCGGUCGAUAUUGCACCAUUAUUUUCUGUAUUUCUUGCCCCUUUCUGUAUGGCACUCGCGUCCUAGGGCCCUAACUUAG